Molecule: messenger RNA, 3915 nt
Organism: Mesitornis unicolor (brown roatelo)
Lineage: Eukaryota; Metazoa; Chordata; Aves; Mesitornithiformes; Mesitornithidae
Gene: SMC4
Product: structural maintenance of chromosomes 4
Exons: 23
Coding region: 1-3915 (1304 amino acids)
Biological process (GO): mitotic chromosome condensation
Cellular component (GO): chromosome
Molecular function (GO): ATP hydrolysis activity; protein binding; ATP binding
Source: RefSeq, a predicted model, not a curated record
AUGGAAGGGGAACAGCCAGAAGAGGUCGUGCAAAGAAAGUGCACCAAAACCUCUACAGCAGCCCAUCGGAAAGGCAAAGAACCCUUAGAGGAGUCCACCAGUGUACUGGAAGUAGAAAACGCAGGUGACAAACAGCCUGGUGAAGUAUCUCCACAAGACUCAAAUGAGGUGCUUGAUAAACGAACUUUAGAAGAGAUUUUGGGUAGCAUUUCUCCUCCCCCACCUCCAGCAAGGACCAAUGAAGCUGGUGCUCCUCGUCUCAUCAUAUCUCAUAUUGUAAACCAGAACUUCAAAUCCUUUGCAGGGGUGCAAACCUUGGGACCUUUUCAUAAGCAUUUUUCAUGUAUUAUUGGGCCAAAUGGCAGUGGAAAAUCCAAUGUCAUUGAUUCAAUGCUUUUUGUGUUUGGAUAUCGAGCACAAAAAAUCAGAUGCAAAAAACUCUCUGUGCUGAUCCACAAUUCUGACAAACAUACAGACAUCCAGAGUUGUUCAGUGGAAAUUCACUUCCAAAAGAUCAUUGACAAGGAAGGAGAAGAUUACGAAGUCAUUCCUAACAGCAAAUUUUGUAUAUCUAGAACUGCCUAUAGAGAUAAUUCUUCUGUCUACUACAUCAAUGGGCAGAAAAAGACAUUCAGAGAUGUUGGUAUUCUUCUUCGAAGCCAUGGGAUUGAUCUGGACCAUAACAGGUUCUUAAUUUUACAGGGGGAAGUUGAGCAAAUCGCAAUGAUGAAACCAAAAGGCCAGACAGAACAUGAAGAAGGCUUGCUUGAAUUCUUAGAAGACAUAAUAGGAUCUGCACGACUUGUAGAUCCUAUCCAAGCUCUAUGUCACAGAGUAGAGAUUUUAAAUGAACAGAGAGGAGAAAAGUUAAAUAGAGUUAAAAUGGUGGAAAAAGAAAAGGAUGCCUUGGAAGCGGACAGGAAUAAAGCCAUUGAAUUUCUUUCUUUGGAAAACAAAAUGUUUAAAGAAAAGAACCGUAUCUGUCAAUACUAUGUCUACGACCUAAAGAAACGACUAAAUGAUAUGGAACUGCAGAAAGAAAAAGUUAAUGAAGAAACAAAAGAUCUUAAUGAGAAGAGCAGUAAACUUUCAAAUGAAAUUAGAACCAGGAAUAAAGCUUUGAAAGAACUUGAAAAGAAAUGCAGUAAAAUUGCAAAGUGUGUAGACGAAAAUAAAGAAAAAUUUACUCAGUUGGAAUUGCAGGAUAUCAAAGUAAGGGAGAGUUUAAAAUUUGUCAAAAGCAAGGCCAAAACCCUGGAGAAGCAACUCCAAAAGGACAAAGGAAAGGUAGAAGAAUUGAAAAAUGCAGCGUCCAAUAGUGAAAAAGCUAUCAGUGAAGCCACAUCUAAGAAGGAGCGUCUUGAAGAGACAAAAAAGAAAGAGGAAGAAAAGCUCCAGGAGGUUAUAAAUAGCUUUAAGAAUGAGACAAAAGAACUUCGGGAAGACAAAGAGAGCAAAGAAAGAGAGCUUCUGGAGUUCUGUACAACAGUAAAUGAAGCACGUUCAAAGAUGGCUAUAGCCCAGUCAGAGCUUGAGAUCUAUCUCUGCAGUCAUAAUACUGCUAUGUCUCAUUUAAAUGAGGCAAAGGAGUCUCUGAUGACUACUUCAGAAACUAUUAAGCAAAGGAAAGCUGCUAUCAAGGAUAUAGAUGCAAAAUUACCCCAGGCUGAACAGGAACUAAAAGAGAAAGAGAAUGAGCUUGAGAAGAUGGGAAGAAAAGAAUCAGAUGUUAACAGUCAUGUUCGAAAUCUGCGUCAAAAAGUAGAAGAAGCCAAAAGUUCUUUAGCGCUAAGUGUCAGUCGGGGAAAAGUGCUUGAGGCUCUACUUCAGCAGAAGAAAUCUGGAAAUAUUCCUGGACUAUAUGGAAGACUGGGAGACUUGGGAGCUAUCAAUGACAAGUACGAUGUUGCUAUUUCAUCAUCUUGCAGUGCCUUAGACUACAUUGUUGUUGAUACAAUUGAUACCGCACAGGCAUGUGUGAAUUUCUUAAAAGCAACAGGAGCUGGGUUUGCCUCGUUUAUAGCCCUGGACAAAAUGGCUGUGUGGGAAAAAAACACUCAAAAAAUCUCAACUCCUGAGAAUACUCCUCGGUUGUUUGAUCUGGUGAAAGUAGAAGACGAGAAGGUUCGGCUGGCUUUUUACUUUGCGUUACGUGACACCCUAGUAGCUAAUGACUUGGAAGAAGCUACCAGAAUAGCAUUCCAAAAAGAUAAAAGAUGGAGGGUGGUAACACUGCAAGGACAAAUCAUUGAACAGUCAGGAACAAUGACUGGUGGUGGUAAAGUAAUGAAGGGCAAAAUGGGUUCCUCAGUAGUAAUGGAUGUUUCAGAAGAAGAGGUCAAUAAAAUGGAAUCUCAACUGCAGAAGGAUUCUGAAAGAGCAGCACAGUACAUGGAAGAGAAAAUUCAACUUGAAGAAACCAUAAGCGAACUGCGCCAAAAUACUCAGGAAAUGAGAUAUACUUUAGAAAAGUAUGCAGCAAGUAUCAAGGGUUUAUCUGAACAUGAAAAUUUUCUGAAAAAACGAGUUAAGGAACUUGAAGCAGAUGUAGCUGCUGCUGCUCCGGACAAAAUGAGACAGAAGGAAUUGGAAAAUAUCUUUAAUAAUUAUAAAAAAGAUUAUGACAGUGUUGCUGAGAAAGCUGCUAAAUUAGAAAAUGAAAUUGAACGAUUGCAUAACCUCAUACUUGAGAUCAAUAAUCGUAAAUUUAAAGCACAGAAAGACAAACUUGAUAAGAUUGACAAAGAAAUAGAUGAAUGUACUUCAGCUAUUACUGCAGCCAAAGUGGCGGUCAAGACUGCAAACAGAAACCUGAAAAAAGCCGAAGAGUCUGUUCUUCGCACGGAGAAGGAAAUUGAGGAUAAUGAGAAAGAAAUGAAAAACUUAAACGAAGAGAUGACCACGAUAGAAGAGAAAGCUACUGAGGCUAUAAAUAACCGCACACAAGCUGAAGAAGCAUUGCCAGCACUUCAGGAGGAGCACCACAACUUACUCCAGGAGAUUAAAGCUAUUCAGGAUGAUGAACACGCACUUCGAAAGGCAGCACUUAAUAUUAAGCUGAAAAUUGAACAAGUUGAUAGUUGUAUUUCUGCACACCAGUCAAAGAUUAAAUACUGGCAAAAAGAGAUGUCAAAAUUAUCACUGCACCCCAUAGAAGAGAAAGCACCUGAAACACUUCCAGUACUAAGUCAAGAAGAGCUUGAGGCUAUCAAGGAUCCAGAUGUUAUCACUAAGCAAAUAGCUCUCCUGGAAGCCCAGUGUCAGGAAAUGAAACCCAACCUUGGUGUUAUUGAAGAAUAUAAGAAGAAGGAAGAGCUAUACUUGAAACGCGUGGCUGAAUUGGAUGAAAUCACUGAUGAGAGAAACCGGUUCAGACAAGCUUUUGAAGAUCUUAGGAGACAAAGACUAAAUGAAUUUAUGGCAGGAUUUACUGUAAUAGCAACUAAACUGAAGGAAACCUAUCAGAUGCUUAAUUUGGGAGGAGAUGCUGAAUUAGAAUUUGUGGACAGUCUGGAUCCCUUCUCUGAGGGAAUCUGGUUUAGUGUUCGGCCACCAAAGAAAAGUUGGAAGAAGUUAUUUAAUUUAUCAGGAGGAGAGAAAACUCUUAGUUCACUGGCUUUAAUCUUUGCUCUUCAUCAUUACAAGCCAACACCACUUUAUUUUAUGGAUGAGAUUGAUGCAGCGCUUGACUUCAGAAAUGUAACUAUAGUAGCGCAUUACUUAUAUGAGCAAACAAACAAUGCACAGUUCAUCAUCAUCUCCCUGCGAGAAAACAUGUUUGAGAUUGCAGACAGAUUAAUUGGAAUUUAUAAGACCAACAAUACCUCAAAAAGUGUGGCAAUAAACCCCAAACUCAUUGCAGCUAAAGGACUGGCUGAACUCGCUGCUCAUGAGGAAACUACAGCUCAAAACUAG